Molecule: messenger RNA, 2620 nt
Organism: Xyrauchen texanus (razorback sucker)
Lineage: Eukaryota; Metazoa; Chordata; Actinopteri; Cypriniformes; Catostomidae
Gene: atxn7l2a
Product: ataxin 7-like 2a
Exons: 10
Coding region: 103-2319 (738 amino acids)
Source: RefSeq, a predicted model, not a curated record
UAUGUUCUGAAAUAUUUCACCCAUUACGAAAAAAGUGCGCGCACACAGGUCCCCCCUCCGCUCGCGUGAGCGCGCGCUCUGACGUCAGCGCCUUGCCGCGCAAUGAUGAUGGCGGUGCGUGCACGCGCAGUUCAAGUAAUGGCUGCUCUGGAACGGCGGGUGCCUUGUCUCGAUGAUUUCGUGGGCCAGAACUGGAGCGCCUGGGCGGAACGAGCCAACCUGACGGCAUCGGAGGGGUCUGAUGCCGAUGAACACAGCAAGAAUGGCAAAAAAGCGAUGGAAACCAUGACACUGAGGAAAGAGGAUAUGUCCAUCUUUGGUCAUUAUCCUGGGCACGAUGACUUCUACCUGGUGGUGUGCGGCCAUUGCAGUCAGGUGGUGAAGCCUCAGGCAUUCGAGAAGCAUUGCGAGAGGAGACAUGGCCCUCUGGGUAAGCUCUAUGCACACCUCCGCUCCACCCCAUCUCCACUGCAGCAACAGAGACCCCGCCAUGGACACACCCCGCCUUCCCAUGGAACCUCCUCUUGGAGUGGAAGAAAUCAGAAUGCUGGGCCGCCACGGGUGUCUCCGCAGUCUCCAUCCACUCUGCCGCAGUUUAGACACACAAAGCCUCCGAAAGAUGGAGUUUGGCACUCGGAUAAGACUUCCAACCCUGGUCAUUCGGAAACGUCUGUAUUUAAGCAGCCUCCACCCAUCGAACCUCCAUGGAGCUCCCCUCUCCAAACUCAUAGGGACCCCCCAUGGCCCCAUGGAGGCCCGUCGCCCAGUCGGCCUUCCUCUACUGAGAAGCCCCAAUCCCAGAAAGGGGAGGCCGCUUCGGCCCCUGUCGCCACCGGACACCUCCGUGGGCCAAGGAUGAACAAGGUGGUACGUGAAAAAGAAUGUCACCUCGACAAGCACUGUGGUGUGAUGGACCCAGAGAGAAAGAAAGUCUGCACUCGACUUUUGACAUGCAAUAUCCAUUCCAUUCAUCAGAGGAGGAAGGUGCAAGGCAGGAGUAAAAACUUUGACCAGCUGGUGGCAGAGCUGAAGAUGAGUUCAAAGGCUCGUGAGCGGGUUUCUCAGGCACCAGAGAGUUCUGCUGCUCAGUCUGUAAGUCCAGAACCUCCCAGAGAUACAGCUGCACCCCCUCUGUGUCGGAGACCUCUCACAAACAGCCCGGCCUUCAGAACGCCAACAUUAUGUGAAAGUGUGGAGGAGGAGAAACCUCAUCCUGAGGAUGAGAGCACACAGCCGCACUCUCCUCUCACCCAGAGCCAUAUCUCAGGUGAUGAGAGUGAAGGAGAUGGGAAUGAUGACCCGGCAGACUGGCACUCAACUCCAUGGCAUCCAAAACCAGCUGCGCUUUGUUCAUUUGGCAGUCAUGCUCUGGGCCACAGCGUCUUCACUUUCGACCGCCGGUUGCACCAUUUACGGUCUGCCAUGAAUGUCAUGGUGGAGAACCACCUCAGCGCACAUCUUUGGAAAAAAAUACCUCAAGCAUCAGAUUCCCAAUCCCAGAGCCCCUCAGCCAAGCCUGCAGCUGUUCUGGCCUCUCCUUCCAUUUCCCAGCAUUCCAAACAGAAAACAGGAAGUCACAACCCGAACUCUCUCAAGACUUCCUUCUACUCUUUCCACGGACCAGGCAAGGAGCCAAACCCCCAGAGUUCCUCCACCAGCAAAGCUUACAUUCAGUCAGACAACUCUGGAGGGGGACAAUCAUCUACAACCCCCCCUCCUAGUAAACUCGGACGUGCCCCCUCACAGUCAGGCCCCGGGCGGCCCAAAAACCCAGUCGGUCGCCCCAGCAAGCAGCAGCUGCGCCUCAGGGAAGAAGAGCAGACGACCACCAUGGAAGCCGCAGCACUGCGCAAACGAAAAGCCUCUUUAGAUGAGUCGGACACUGUCAGCCCGGACAAAAAUUGCGGGUCCCAGAACAAGGGGCGGCUCCUCAUCAGCAAAACACCACCGUCAGCCUCUCAUGGACUAACAAACGGCUCGCUUUCGCCAGCAAGCAAGCCACGCCUCCCACCAGAGCCUCACGUGCCCUCCUCAUGGGCCUUUAAGAGAACUCACCCCCCGGCCCACCACUCGCCCCCCGAAUCUGCCCCGCACAGCCGAGGAGUAGACUCAGGACUGCACAGCAGGGUGGCCAGCUUAGAUCACAAGGGUUUGGGCAAAAAACACAAGAGCGGUGGCUCAUCUCCCCCCUCCAAAACUCACCGGCUGCCCACCUCCUCUCAUUCCGGCUUCUAUCCCUGGAAAGAAAGCAAAGGGUCGGGGCUCUCCAUAGGGGGCGAAAAGAAACUCAGCACACAAAAGCCAAAAUUGCACCACUGAGAGUGCCAGCCUUUACAAGCCACCCUACGAACUCUACCAUAUAGAAAUAUGGACGCAGGACUCCAGAUGUUUGAGUGACCGUUUGAAUUGUGUAUGUGUGUAUGUAUGUGUGUGCGCGUGCAUGUUUAGCUACUAUGAAUGUCUGUAUGUAUGUAUGUAUGUAUGUAUGCGUGUCUGUGGACAUGUUUGAAUUAAGAUGGGGGAGUGAAUUUCUCUGUGAAUUCAGAAAAUACCUCAGAAUCUACUGAAUAAUGCUGCUACUUAAAUGUUGUUUAUAAAAUGGAUUAAAAUAUUCUUUAUA